This is a messenger RNA of Phialemonium atrogriseum, 1175 nucleotides long. RefSeq lists its product as uncharacterized. The transcript has 7 exons. The coding region runs from base 154 to 1047 and encodes 297 amino acids. The record is from RefSeq and is a predicted model, not a curated record. NCBI's taxonomy places the organism in Eukaryota, Fungi, Ascomycota, Sordariomycetes, Cephalothecales, Cephalothecaceae.
AUUUAGCAUCUUGUCGUAAAAAUCAAGCGCUAUAAAACAGCCCCACAAGGGUUUCCCCCAAGAUAGCAUAAUUUACUGUGAUUGAUCCGUUCUCCCAGUAAAGUCUACUUCAAGUGUUGAGUUGCUGUUGAAGACUAAACUCAGCCUAGCAAUAUGGCGGCAACUAACGGAAAUGGACAUGCCAAAGACCCAUAUGGCCUGAACCGAGACCAUUUAGCAUCGAUCCGCCUAAACCUCCAGAACUACCUCUGGAGGGACUCGUUGGGAUACACCAUUCACCCGGACAUCAAACAGGAGCUGGGCUUACAGUCUAAUCCGAACAAGGAGAUCAAAAUUGCCGAUAUCGGUACCGGAACAGGAAUCUGGCUCAUCGACCUUGCGCAAGAACUCGGCCUCACAGAAAAGAACGCCCCGACCAGCAACAUCCAGCUUGAUGGUUUCGAUAUUGACAUUGUCCAAUGCCCCCAGCCCGAGUGGUUGCCGGGGAACAUCAACUUCCAUGUCUGGAAUGCCUUUGAGAGUCCCGAGUCGAAAUUCGUCGGCCAAUAUGACAUUGUCCACGUGCGUCUCUUCGGAAUCAACGUCAGAGAUACCGAGCAUGGCAUCCAAGUGAUCUCGAACUUGAAGAAGAUCCUAAAGCCCGGAGGUUGGAUCCAGUGGGAGGAAGUGAAGAGUUCUGCGAGCCGCGUCCACAAGAUCAACCCAUCCCUUGAGACGCCGGGGACGGACGGGUUGCUCGACUACGUCCUUCGGGAAUCCAGGAAGUAUCGAGGCGGAGACGAGUGGUUCACCAGCGCCGACUCAAUAUUCCAGAGCCAGGGCUUCGAGAAGGUCUCCCUUCGCGAGCAUAUCGAUCCCCCCAUGCUAUGGCGGUAUCUAUAUGAGGUCUGGCUUCUCACUGUGGCAGAAUUCUGCCGAACUCAACUGAGGGACACGGAGGCAGGGGCCAAGUACUCGGCAAUGGUGUCGCAGGCGUGCGACGAGUCUCGACAGGGGGCGGCCAUCCAGUUGGGCAGGUUGGCUUUUAUCGCGAAGCUGCCGGCUUGAUCUCUUUGCAGAUGAUGGGGAGGCCUGGCAGUGCACGGCGUAUGUUGAUGUUUUUGUUGAGAUGAAUAAUAAAGUCUCUCGUUCCGCUAGAACCCAGCCAAUGUGCUCUGUAUUCGCUCGAAUCUGUC